CCGUGCUGCAUCUUGUUUUUAUAAGGACAUUUAUUUGAUUUACGAUGGCAAAAAGAGAAAGACGACUGGAAAACGCACCUCAUCUGUUUGCACAAAUGUAAUGCUUGUAAAUUCAGUUUGUGACUGGUGCUGAAACCGAGGCUGCAACGUCAUGCAAAAACUCAAAACCUCACCCAGAUAGGAGAGAUCGAGAGAGCAGGGCGAGAGGCGCAAACAGAUUGGAGCGGCGGAGAGGACGAAACUCUGUGUUGACGUUGAUAACUGAAGUGCUGCAUGAUGCGUGAAUACAAGUUAGUAGUCCUUGGUUCAGGAGGUGUUGGCAAAUCUGCUCUGACUGUACAGUUUGUCCAAGGAAUUUUUGUUGAAAAAUAUGAUCCCACAAUAGAAGACUCCUACAGAAAGCAAGUUGAAGUAGAUGGACAGCAGUGUAUGCUUGAAAUUCUGGAUACAGCAGGAACGGAACAAUUCACAGCGAUGAGGGACCUGUACAUGAAGAAUGGCCAAGGGUUUGCAUUAGUAUAUUCUAUAACCGCACAGUCCACGUUUAAUGACCUACAGGACUUGAGAGAACAGAUCCUUCGAGUCAAAGACACUGACGAUGUGCCAAUGAUCCUGGUUGGCAACAAGUGUGAUUUGGAAGACGAGCGAGUGGUGGGCAAGGAACAGGGACAAAACCUGGCCCGACAGUGGAGCAACUGCGCCUUCCUAGAAUCUUCGGCAAAGUCCAAGAUUAAUGUUAAUGAGAUCUUCUAUGACCUGGUUCGACAAAUCAACAGGAAAACCCCAGCACCUGGGAAAGCACGCAAAAAGUCAAAUUGCCAGCUGCUUUAAUACACAGGUGUACUGUAGCUCUGAGCCAGGUCUGAUAAACUGCUGUCUUUUGCAGCAGUGCCAGCAUUCCAACUUUACUAAACCUAACAUCGAAUGGACUUUCCUGCGUGGUGAUGCCCUUUAACAAAAAUGGAUUAAAAGCUACUACGUCAGUUUUUGCACAUAGAUAACUGUAAUCACUCUCCAGUAUCGCAAGAAAGAGAUUUUUUUCUUAUAUAUAUUCUAACUGUAUGCAACUGAAAAAGAUCCAGAGCCUACACGCAGUAUUAUUUGCUAACGGAGACGCCCUCCUUCAACCAAUGUUGUAAAUGUAAGAAACUGAUGUAUAACUAUACUGUAUACAUUGCCCGCAUUUGCGUUGGCAGGUAUAACGAUGUAAUAUUUAUAAGCACCACUAUUUUAGCAAAAGAAAGAGAAAGUCCAAAGAGCUCCCAUAUAACCUAUUUCAUACAGUUAACUUUGCUCCUUUGGUAUUUUGUAUCUUUUUUUUCCCUUGUAUUUUCUUCUAUUUUUUUUUCUUUUUUUUUUAAAGAUUUACUAGAUUGUUUGGUUCUACCAAAAUGCUUUAUUGCAACAGCUAUUAAUAUGAUUUUAUCUUAGGAAAACCUGUGGAAGCAGUGAUUUCUGUGUAUGGAAAAAAUAUCUAAUGGUUUUCUGUCUCUAUUACAUUGUCUUUAGCCUAAGAUGUUGCCUUCAAAUAUCUGUUAGUUUUCAGGAGAAACCAACUGAAACCAUGUCAACCUUUUAUUCUGUGUAUGUUUGUUUACAUAGGGAACAAUGUUAAUAGAUGUUUGUACAGUGGGGAUCUACAACAGGAAGACUAUAUUUUAAAAUGAGGGUUUUUUUUUAAGGAAAUAAAAAUGACCGUUUCAUUUGUUAGUCAUUCUUCAUGCUUCUGCCCCUGUAGAUUCUCACUGUAUUCCCCUUGCUUGCUCAUGCAUAUGUUGUAAUUGAGGAAAAAAAAACAACCAAAUAUUAAAUCCCGUUAGUAAAUUGCCUGUUAGUGAUUGUUUUCACCUGUGUAAUAUUUGGGUUGAGAUGUUUCUUGGUGGACAAGUACUGUGGAUGUCAGUAGUGAAUGUGGGAACUAAUUUUAAUCAAGUGUAAUUGGUUACAGGGCGCAAGUUGCAAUGCGUAACUUUUGCUGAUUUAUUUAAGAAUGCCUUGUUGCUUUGUAUGCAUUAACUCCUGGAUGUAAAGAUCAUGUGUAUAUGUCCAAUACAAGAGCCACAGUAUUUGUAAUGCAACAUCUGCUUUGGGGUGGCCAAAUGUAAACUAAAAAGCCUUAAUUAAAGUGGUGCAAUUUUGUAUAACCUAGCAUCUGUAGUUCAAUAAAUUGGAUUGCCAUGCAAGGGCUUGCAGUAAAGAUGAUCUGCCACUUGAAUGUUUUGUGUAUUGUUUUAACAGUGCUAGUAAAUAAAUAUUGGUUUAACUUUU
Lepisosteus oculatus (spotted gar) is the source of this 2268-nucleotide messenger RNA. Its product is annotated as ras-related protein Rap-1b. NCBI's taxonomy places the organism in Eukaryota, Metazoa, Chordata, Actinopteri, Semionotiformes, Lepisosteidae. The record is from RefSeq and is a predicted model, not a curated record. Gene Ontology annotation, cellular component: plasma membrane. Gene Ontology annotation, biological process: Rap protein signal transduction; cellular response to cAMP; negative regulation of synaptic vesicle exocytosis. Gene Ontology annotation, molecular function: GDP binding; GTP binding; GTPase activity.